AUGAAGAAAUUGCCUGAAAAGUUAAGAAGUUAUAGUGGAUAUGAAUAUAUUAAGUUUUCCUUGCAAAAUGUUGCGUAUGAUUCAUUGACACAUGAGGAUUUUGAAGAGCGUUGGAAUAGGUUCAUUGAUAAACAAAACCUUCAUGACAAUCAGUGGUUACUUGGAUUGUAUAAUGAAAGACGACGUUGGGUGCCAGCAUUUGUGAGAGAUACUUUUUGGGCAGAUACCUAUACCAUUGCGAAAUUCAAAGAGUUUCAACAAGAGCUUGCUGCUAAGCUCUAUUAUGAAUUAUCGUCUUCCAAAGAGAUUGAUUCCUAUAUGGAGUUUAUAGUAGAAGAAGAUGUGAUGGUUGGAGAGACUCACCGUAGUGUUCCUUUUGUGGUUUGCUUUAAUGAAGCAAAUUGUGAUGUUCGUUGCUAUUGUCGACUAUUUGAGUUUAGAGGAAUUUUAUGUCGACAUGCAAUUACAGUGUUGAUUCAUAAGAAAAUUUCUCAUGUACUAGAAAAAUACAUUUUAAGGCGAUGGAGGAAGAAUAUAAAUAGAUGUCAUACAAAGGUUAAGAUUAGUUAUAAUAGUUGGAGCACUAAUGUUCAAGGACAACAAUUUGAUAAGUUGUCUAAUUUAUUCAGCACUGUAACAGAUUUGGCAUCAAACACUGAGGAUGAUUGUAAUAUGGUGAUAGAAAUGAUCAAUGAUAUGAAGAACAAGUUGAUGUUGAAUGAAAGUGCUGGCAAGAUUGAUAAAAGACUAAACAUGUCAGCCAAUAAUAGAACGAAUAGUGAAGUUGUUGCUGGUACUUCUAGAGAGGGGAGUAGUAAUAUUCUUACUCCACGGGUUGUUCGUAGUAAAGGUCGUCCUCCAUUCAAACGAAAGCAAUCAAAAGUUGAACAAAUUGUGCGUAAAGUAAAAGAGAAAAAAUUGCGAAAGCAAGCAAUUGCUAUGACUUCGAAUCCUCGUCGUAGAAUUGGAUUUAAUCAAGCAACUCAGGAAUCAAACAAACUUGACUUACAGGAAGUUGGAUGCUCGUCUUCAACAACUGAAGGGCAGCAACUCCAGGCUUUGGCACUGGACUAG
This is a messenger RNA of Pistacia vera, 1074 nucleotides long. Its product is annotated as protein FAR1-RELATED SEQUENCE 6-like. The transcript is spliced from 4 exons. Gene Ontology annotation, molecular function: zinc ion binding. The record is from RefSeq and is a predicted model, not a curated record. Bases 1 to 1074 code for a protein of 357 amino acids. Gene Ontology annotation, biological process: regulation of DNA-templated transcription. NCBI's taxonomy places the organism in Eukaryota, Viridiplantae, Streptophyta, Magnoliopsida, Sapindales, Anacardiaceae.